Acaulospora colombiana is the source of this 1615-nucleotide messenger RNA. NCBI's taxonomy places the organism in Eukaryota, Fungi, Glomeromycota, Glomeromycetes, Diversisporales, Acaulosporaceae. The record is from the annotation of a GenBank genome assembly.
GUCUGCCUGUGUGCAAUUGUCAUCAAGAGUCCGGGCUGCUCCCUGGCACAAUCAAGUCUAAAUGAGAUUGAUCGUCUUAAAGACAUAUUCGCCCGAGUAAAAGCGUAUCGUUCGACAAUCAUCAAACUCACCGAGCAAGCUCACCUCGCUAUGAGUCAAUUCAAGGAAGGUAAAUGGCCGCCUGUUCACCAAGGGGAUGACGUCGAUGUCGAUGUCAUGAAAUUCAUUGGACGAACUGAUUUUGCGCCAAGGAAACCACAGGAAGCAACAACUCCGAGUACAGUAAACGGCCAUUCAGAGGACCUCCAGCCGAGCAGCGUACAUCCGGUGCUAUUUGAGUAUAUGAAGCAAUUCGAGGAGCCAUUGACGAAGAAUGGUAGUCCUACUUCUGCGUUUUCGACUCAAGUCUCUACACUGGAUUUCCACCCUGAGCAGAGCAUAUUCCCGCCGGUCAUACCUGGACUUACCGCUAAUACCGACAUAUUCACUUCUGGCGACUCCUUUGACGAUACCAGCCCUCUCGGGUCUCGCCCUGAGCCGUCCAAUUUCAUGGGUUGGGCAUCAAGUGGCCCGUACGAAGGCCCCUCAUUGGUCUCAGCCUCACUUCAAGGAGAUGCCUUCGAUGUCUCGCAACCUUUCCAGUUUGACGACCUAUUCCCGGAUUCAGAAGCGGGAACCGACCCAAAUAGCAAGCGGCAAUCACAAGAUCAACUUCGUUUUCUUUCCGUGGACGAGAAUCGUGGUACUUCGGCGAAUCACAGUGCCGAUAGGAUCGGCCGGGUAUUGGCGCUUUACCUACAACCAUCCGUUUUAUGCCUGCAACACCAACCACUACCCAUAUUCGUUCACGGAACGUUAGCGCCAGGGAAAGGUUCAAGCAACACUCAAGAGUUGCACGACAAGAUUGACGCUCUACAGGCUAGAAUCAAGGAGCUGGAGACUGCACUAGCACAGUUACAGUCCAAGGUCGCCUCUGAACCCCAUCCACUGCUUGCACAAUCCUUGAAGACUGCGACUGAAGGCUUACCGCCGGAGGAUGAUACUGCAAGAGACGACGGAUCCGACAACGAGGACCUCGUGGACACUUUCGGGUCUUUAACAAUCGACCAAGAAGGAAAAACGAGAAAGGAGGACGAUCAAAACGCCGACAAUGAUCCAGGGCUUCCAGUCGAUAUACUCCUUUUGAGUAAAUUUUUCCCUUCCAAGGAUGUGUAUGAAGCCGAGGACGUUAUUCGUGAUUUGGUUAAAAGUUACUUGCCUCCAAAGGAUGUUGCAUACGAAUCUGCCUUUAGUCUGAAAUAUCAACAGAAAUCACUCUCCACUUUUAGCAUUAUGAGUAAUGAUCCUAAUGGGCCAAAUAGGGCGUGGGGUGCUUUGAGUUUGGCCAUUAGGCUCGCACAAAUGGUGCUCUGUAACCUGAAUCUUAUAGACCGAGAUAACGAGCACUGGGACAAAUACCCAGAACAGGCUGAACUUCGUAGACGGCUUUGGUGGGAUCUAGUUUCCUGUGAAACUGUAUUCGGAUUCGCCAUGGGACGUCCAAGAGCUAUAUAUCCAGCGCACUACGACACAAAAAUGCCAAAAGACGACGAGGAUGAGGGCAAAACUCCUUCGU